Molecule: messenger RNA, 3575 nt
Organism: Scleropages formosus (Asian bonytongue)
Lineage: Eukaryota; Metazoa; Chordata; Actinopteri; Osteoglossiformes; Osteoglossidae
Product: chemokine-like receptor 1
Exons: 3
Coding region: 286-1296 (336 amino acids)
Biological process (GO): positive regulation of cytosolic calcium ion concentration; complement receptor mediated signaling pathway; phospholipase C-activating G protein-coupled receptor signaling pathway
Cellular component (GO): plasma membrane
Molecular function (GO): G protein-coupled receptor activity; complement receptor activity
Source: RefSeq, a predicted model, not a curated record
GUCGUCUUGUAUGUGUGGCUCUUGCAUACAGUAUGCAUUGGUAAUGGCCUAGUCGCAGGAGCUUCUCCAACCAGGAGGGUCCUUCAGGGACCCUAGCAGCAGUCUGAAAGAAGGAGGCGUGAUCCUGCCUCCCCCGUCCAGCUCAGCUCUAGAUGAUCCAACUCCAGUUCCAGCUCGAGCACGAGCACAAACUUGUUGAGUGUCGAGGGUAUACCCUGCGAACCUCAGUCGUUGAUCAAACGGCUUUGAAGCGAGCGAGCGGUCGACCACCAGGAAAAGAAAAUCAUGGACUCACCCAACAAUUUGAGCUAUAACUACGAAGAUUACAAUGAUUCUGCAAUGACUGAGAUGUAUUCCACUAAAACAGCACUGAGGAUUUCUCUGAAGUACAUCUAUGUAACAGUGUACUCUGCAGUCAUGCUGGUUGGUGUGCCUUUGAACCUCCUGGUGAUUGUCACCAUAUUAUGCAAAUUAGACAGGAGGGGUGGAGCUAUGUGGUUCCUGGGCCUGGCCAUCACCGAUCUCAUUUUCUGUGGCUUUCUCCCAUUCCCCAUCGUCUCUGCCUGGAACGACUUCAACUGGGGGUUUGGCACAAUUCUGUGCAAGAUGAGCUCCUAUGUGGUGUUCAUGACCAUGUUCAACACGGCUCUGAUGCUCACCUUCAUGAACAUGAACCAUGUCCUCUCCAAACUGCUUCCGUGUAUGAGCUGCUCUCAAAACCUGUGCAGCACUAUGCUGCUACUUUCCUGGCUCCUGGCUGCUCUCCUCUCCAUUCCCAGCCUGCUGUUCAGGGCCGUUGAGUUCACGGUCAACGGUCAAGUGUGCACAGAUAACUACGAGAACCAAUAUCCUAGCAAAAUAACAAGUGAGGGUCUGAUGAGGAAUAAAGCUGUCAUGUAUAUGCGUUUAAUUUUUGGAUUACUCCUCCCUUUAGCCUUCAUUACUAUCUGCUGUUGUUUGGGGAUCUUGAAGAGAACCAAGAAAGAGGAGAUGCAGUACAUUCGAAUUUCAACUGCUGUGACUGUUGCUUAUUUUGUGUGCUGGGUGCCAUAUCACGCAGUGUCAGCCCUGCAGUUGAAGUCAAUAUCCUCACCUGACUCCCACACCCAUGUGUUACAGAUGCUGUUACCUGCCACCAAUGUGGUGGCAGCCAUGAACAGCUGUAUCAAACCCAUCAUGUACCGCUUCAUGGACAGAAGUUUUGGUCUCCAGUGGAUGGAUAACUACAGUCUCAUUGGCAAAGCAGAAAAAAAAGACAGUUUGGAGGCAGCAGAGAUGAAUGAAGGGGCGGAGUAGUAAAAGAGUAAAACAAUCGUUAAAAGCGCAGGCCUGACGUAUCAUGUUUUUCAGUUGGGCAUUUGCACUGCACAGAUGGUUUUCCCCACUACCAAGUACUAAAAACAAAAGCUUACUUUCUAUCUGUUUAUUGUCUUUAUUUAUCCAAUGCUUUGUAAAUAUGUGCAGUGUAAAAUUUUAUUUCUGUUUUAUUUUUCUCAUUUGUCCUUUAAGAAAAAAACAAAAAUAUUGUUGUCACGUCCACGCCUACACCUGACACCAGUCUAGGACCUUGACUGACCACUCUCCUUUAAAAGACCCUCUUCAGCUCCCGUACACUCGAGGAAUCUCAUAAGACAAAUGCCUUCCUUCGCGGUUUCCUGUUUCCGAUCCUUCACUUCAUCCUCUGACCACGGAUCCUUGCUCUAACUCUGAGCGCCGAUCGACCGACCCUUCGCCUGGCCCCGACAACGAGAACUUGCCUGAUCGCUUGAGUCCAGACGAAUGAUUCUGCACUUAGGUCCAGCCGUCCCGGCUUCCUCGGUUCCUCCUGACAGAAGAUUCCGCCAAACACAUGGACCCAGCAGCGUUUGAACGUCUGCGAAAUACCCUGGACGCGCUCCAGCGCACGUUACACUAAGAAGCAAAACCAAAGCCCGAAAAGACGCAAACCUCCCUGCCAUACCCCGGAUUGCCACCAGAGGUCGCCCACGCUCCACCGGUGGAUCCUUCGACUGCCUAACAAGCCGAAGACUGGUGGUUAGAUCAAUACAUACAGCGGGUGAUCGCCCUGGACAAUGUGUUCCGUAAGUAUUCGCUACAGCUUCCGCUGGCCACCAGAGAGGCCCCAGCAUCCUUGCGUGUCGGACGAGGACGUCUGACUGCCAUGGUAAGGCAGCGACGCUUCCGAAAGGGUCUUUGCCUUUACUGUGGAAAAGCUGGGCAUUACUUAGCUGCCUGCCCGGAGAGGCCUGUCACAGGAGGACCCCGAGCUAGACAGUCCAAGGUGAGUAACCCCCGCCAGGCAGUCCCUCAACUCACUGUUCCCAUAGUCCUAACAUGGGGUAGAGAGUUGUGCAGGUUGGUUACACAUGCAUUUAUAGAUUCAGGAGCAGCUAGCAGUUUCAUGGAUGCCGCUUUUGCAGAGGCACACGACAUUCCCAUGCGCUGCUGUGCAGUCAUGUUACGAGUAAAAGUGUUUGAUGGGCAACUGCUAGGGUCAGGGGUCGAGGGUACCCAAAUAGUGGAGAUUGCCCUCCAGACAGGGGCAUGUCAUAGGGAGACCAUAUCCUUUUUUCUUAUUAGAGCCAAUCACUCCCCGGUGAUUUUGGGCUACACCUGGCUGACCGCGCACAAUCCGGUAUUCUCGUGGAGUUCCAGGAAACUGGUAUCAUGGAGAGUGCUCCUCCUCUUGCCUUACCUUGCCCUGUAGAGCCACGUUGAUUGAAAGCCCUGACUCCACGCAGCCUCUGACGGUGCCAGAGGAAUAUGCAGACCUCGCUGAGGUCUGUAGUAAAUCGCGUGCAUCUGCCCUACCUUCGCACCGCCCAUGGGACUGUGCCAUCGAUCUCCUGUCCGGAACCACUCCUCCAAGGGGCCGAGUUUAUUCACUGUUCCUACCCGAACAGAAGGCCAUGGAGGAAUAUGUGACCGAGGCCCUAUCCUUAGGUAUUAUUAGGCCGUCCACCCCAAGCGGACCUACACCGCCGCACCUUGUUUUUUCAGCCUGGGCAACGGGUAUGGCUAUCCACCAGAGACAUCCGCCUGAAAUUACCCUCCAAGAAGCUCAGCCUCCUGCUUAUAGGCCCAUACAAGAUCCUUUGUCAGAUCACCUCUGUCACCUACCGGUUACAGUUGCCUCCUCACUUGCGCAUCAACCCUACAUUUCAUGUCUCACUUUUCAAGCCCUACAGUACCUCCUUGCUCCAAGCCACCCAGGGUGAGCCGACACCCCCUCCAGUGGACGUGGAUGGGGAAGCGGCCUACACCGUUCGCGCCCUCCUGGACUCCAAGCGCUGGCGUGGGGGGCUGUACUACCUUGUGGACUGGGAGGGGUAUGGUCCUGAGGAACUCAGCUGGGUACCGGCUCGCAACGUCCUCGAUCCGUCCUUCAUUGCUGAUUUCCAUCAGGACCAUCCUGAUAAGCCGGCACCCCGUUCCAGAGGCCACCCGCCUUCCAGGCAUCACAGGGCGGCUGGAGCCGCUCGCAGGGAGGGGGGUACUGUAACGUCCACACCUGCACCUGACACCAAUCAAGCACCUGACUGACCACUCUCCUUUAAAAGACCCUCCUCAGCUCC